AUGACUGUCAUGCUUUCAUUUUCAAGGCCGGGAAUGUUAAGGUCAUACACUCAUAUAUUGAAAAGAAGGGGAGUCCCAGUAGUAUCCUAUUUUUCCACGGAAUCAAAUGAGUCAUCUUUACAAUUAUCUCAAAGAGAACUUCGUGAAAAGGCUAUUGCUGAUGCAUUAGCUAGAGAAGAAGAAGCUCUUGCUAAAGUAAAAGCAUUGCGUGAAUUAAAAGAAAAGACAAAAGAAUUGAUAGGAACUUUAAAUAAGACUCCUACUUCGCUCAUUCAUGCUAGGUUAGAUAAACUUCAGUCUAGCAUCAAAGGUUUAAAAAAUCAAGACAAGAUCAAACAGUUAGAUGAAGAAUUGGAAGAGUUCAUGUUCAACCAAAUGAAUAUUCCUUAUGGAGAGAUUUCAAAUCAUCCAUGGGCUGCUAAAUCUGUAUCUGAAAAGAAGCAGACCUCUAAUUCAUCUUUGGACUCAUCAUCCACUUCUGGCUCACAAUCAACAAUAAAAUCAACUUCCUCUCACUCAUACACCAAUGAAUUUCCAAAUUUAAAGCCAACCCCUGAUUACAAGCCAUAUUCUGAACAAGAGCUUUACUUACGUCAGCUAUCUCAUUCACGUAACUCCGGUUCUCUUGGAUCUGAGUUAACUAAUAUUUAUAGAGCUAGAGAUGAAGUUAGGAGACCAAAGACUAUUUCAGAAGUUACUAUUAACAAGUUAAUGGCAGCUGGAUGUCAUUUGGGACAUUCCAAGGCAUUGUGGAGACCAUCUACUCAACCAUUUCUUUAUGGUGAAUAUGACGGUGUACAUCUUAUUGACUUGAAUGAAACCAUGGUUGCUUUAAAAAGAGCAGCUAAGGUUGCCAAAGGAGUAGCGGGCCAGGGUGGUGUUAUCUUGUACGUUGGUACAAGCAAAAACUGGGAACAACUGAGAAGUGUAGAAGAAGCUGCAAAUCGCUCUAAUGGUUACUACGUUUCAAAGAGAUGGAUCCCCGGUACUAUUACUAACUUCACAGAGGUCACCAAGCAAGUUGAUGUCAACAGUAGGAAGGAGGUUGAUAUGUUGGACCUCCCUACAAAUCGUGUUUUGGAUCCUGCUGUUAACGGUGGAAUAAUCAAGCCUGAUCUCGUCGUUAUUUUGAAUCCAGUGGAAAACAGGAACUGUAUAAACGAAUGUAUAAAGCUGAGAAUUCCAACUAUUGGACUUUGUGACACUGACAUGGAGCCUUCGUUGUUGACUUAUCCAAUUCCUUGUAAUGAUGACUCCAUGAGAGCUACCUCAUUGAUGGUUGGUAUUUUAUCGAAAGCCGCUGAGGAAGGCUUGAAUCAAAGACACGAAAUUGUUUCAAAAUAUAGAAAAGAUGCCGCUAAAGCUGGGUCGGAAACUUCUCAAGUCGUUAAAAAGUUUUCUAAAAGAAGAAACUAA
This is a messenger RNA of Dujonia railenensis, 1416 nucleotides long. Lineage: Eukaryota; Fungi; Ascomycota; Pichiomycetes; Serinales; Debaryomycetaceae. The record is from the annotation of a GenBank genome assembly.